AUGGUCGAUAAGGAACAUUAUUGGGAGCUGAAUCGAGAAAAUAUUAAGCCGCUUCGUGGUGGUCGUAAUGUUCAUGCAAUUAAUCAUGUCUUUAGUGGUAAUAUGUUGCCGAUUGCUGAAGCUCAUUUGAAAUUUGAAAGCGACUUAAAAUUAGCGGAAGCGUCCGACGACCCAGUAGAUAUAUGUUUGAAGUAUGUUUCUUGGUUCGAUGAACAGUAUCCGUCAGGAAAAACAUCACAUUUAAAUCGGAUUUUGACUACGAUGAUAAACAAAUUCGGAUACAUGAAAAAAUAUACCAAUGAUGAGCGUAUGAUGAAAUUGUGGUUUAAGCUAGCGGAUAAUAGUACGACCACAAGUCCAGAUGCCUUUUUGGAACGUGCUUUCAUUGCUGGGUGCUUUCGACGAUUAUCUGCAUUUUAUGUUCGGUGGGCUGAGUUUCGUGAAAUUGUGGGCGAUAUAGAUGGUGCGAGAAAUAUUCUUCAACGUGGUCGUGAUUGUUUUGCUGAACCUUUAUCACUAUUGAAUGAUGCUUCGGAUGCUCUAGAAAUGCGUCAAAUCCAAGCAAGUUUGGUAAACCACACCGUUGAUCAUCUGGAUGAAUAUGAACCGCGUAGAAUCGCGUUAGGAGGAAUAUCCGGAAUAGGUCCAAAUGCUACUGCUCCACCGUUACGACUUUCUUCAAAAGUUGCAAGUGGAUUGUCAAACGGAAAGAAUAUAACGACUUCAACUGAAAAUAGCAAUAAAUUUUAUGUGUUUGAGGAUAACGAAUUUUGCUGUGAUAAGAACUUAUUGGUUCCACAAGAUUUCGGUGAUAGCCUGGCUCAUAUUCAACUCGUAGAAAAUACGAAUGAACCGACAAAGUGGAAGGAUGCACGCAUUGAAAAUCUCGAAAACGUUGGGCGACAGCAAGCAGCAACUUUUGCUGUUUUUGAUGAAACAAGUGUUUACGAACCACGAGAAAACAUAUUCAAAAUUUCGGGCGUAUUGGCUGUCGUCGAUAAGGUUUUAUUUUUGACCUAUGCCCCUAUCUUCGAUUUAUUGAUGAUUUAA
This is a messenger RNA of Dracunculus medinensis (Guinea worm), 1050 nucleotides long. The record is from the annotation of a GenBank genome assembly. Lineage: Eukaryota; Metazoa; Nematoda; Chromadorea; Rhabditida; Dracunculidae.